This is a messenger RNA of Blepharisma stoltei, 1236 nucleotides long. Lineage: Eukaryota; Ciliophora; Heterotrichea; Heterotrichida; Blepharismidae. The record is from the annotation of a GenBank genome assembly.
AUGGAAAGGAUUCCUCCUAACUCACCGCUUUGCAAAUAAAACUAUUGGAAAAUUCUAUUUUUUGAGAAGCCUACCCUCUGUGAACAAAAAAUUUUUUGAUAUAUAAAUAAUAAUUAUGAUAAGGCUCAUUUUAAAUAGCUUGUAUUCUAAACAUAAAUUUAUAAAUUUUACUUACUCCCCCCCCCCCUCCGUGAGCGAACAAAACCAUUAGAAAAAUCGCCAUUUUUUGACCAAAAACCCACCCUCCGUGAGUGAACAAAAAUUUUUUUAAUAGAAAAAAUUUUAAUGGAAAAAAAUUUUGAUAUAUAAGUGAUAAUUAGUAUAAUGAAAUCUAGAGCUAAUUCUGUUUAAUUUUAAACAAAUUGCGUUUUAAAACAUAAAUUUUGCAAAUUAAAUUAAUAUUUGCUUCCCAAUUUUUGCAAAUUAGGAUUUUUUUUAAAUUUCGAAAAAAAUAUUUUUUUUUAUAAAAUUUAUAUAUAAAUUUUUUUUAAAAAAAAAAAAUUAACCCCCCUCCGUGAGCGAACAAAAUUUUUUUGUUCGCUCACGGAGGGGGGGGGGGGGAGUUACCAGAUUCUUUUAAAAAACAAAAAUAAAAACCCAUCCAUGAACAAGCAAAUUAUUUUAAACUCUCAAGGUAGAGGAGGGAGCAAGCUCUUGCUCAUCUUUAACUUAGAAGGAGCCUUGUGCAAGCGGAUAUAUUCAGCCCCUGCAAGCAUAACAAAUACAGAUCCAAGUCCAAAGCUGCUUUUAAGAAAUGAUUUAGAUGGGUUUUUGAGGUGAAUGUUCAUAAAAAACAAAAUCUUUUUUAAAGUUGGUGUCUGGACUGAUACCACCUCAGAAGCUACUGAAAGCCUCGUAGGGACUGUUUUUGGAAGAUUUUCUGGAGGUCUGCUGUUCAAAUAUGCAUCGCCAGCUGAGCAAGGACUAAAAGACUUGCAAAGAGUGUGGUACAACUAUCCGAUGUUCAACGAUACUACCACGGUCUAUAUAGACUAUAAAGAUUCCGUCGUCCAGAAAAAAAAUCAAUUACUUCUCAAAGAAUUUGACGACGACAAAACCUUAUAUAUGCUUCAGGACUAUUUUAGGUUCUUUUCUUAUCAAUAUCAUUUUAAGAAAAUUCACUCACUUACAGAUUUCAUGAUAAAAACUCCUUUUAUUAUGUUUAUGAACGAGUCUGACAAAAAAGCUCCAGAAAAUUAUACAGAAAAUUCUAAAUUUAGGAACUUUACUUUAUAA